UAAAAGGUAUAGGGGAUAAUAUUUCCUUGUUACACUGAAUGAGACGCAUGAAAGUGUUGUACAAAAAUGAGAUUCUACAUAAUCUCUCUCAUAUCAGGGGCUGAAUGCUGCGAGAACCCACCAACAUUGAGCUCAAGUAGCGGAGUUGGGUCCGUUUUAGAAAUUGGAGGCUUCAAAGCAUACGUCUCUGCUCCUUCCUCUUCCAAACUCGCUAUCCUUCUCGUCUCCGACGUUUAUGGUUAUGAAGCACCAAAUCUAAGGACUCUUGCUGACAAAGUUGCAGCUGCAGGGUACUAUGUGGUAGUUCCUGAUUUUCUUUAUGGUGAUCCUUAUAAUCCUGAAAACACGGAGAAGCCUUUAUCAAUCUGGAUACAAUCACAUGGAACAGAUAAAGGAUUUGAAGAUGCAAAAAAAGUUGUUGCUGCUCUCAAAGAUAAAGGUAUAUCUGCAAUUGGGGCUGCAGGGUUUUGCUGGGGUGCAAAGGUGGUUACCGACCUAGCCAAGUCUGACUACAUUCAAGCUGCAGUGCAAUUGCAUCCAUCAUUAGUCAAAGUUGAUGAUAUUAAAGAGGUUAAGGCACCAAUAGCUAUUUUAGCAGCUGAGAUAGAUAGAAUCUCUCCUCCGGAGCUUAUUAAGCAGUUUGAGGAGAUUUUGUCAUCAAAACCUGAGGUGGACAGCUUUGUCAAAAUAUUUCCUAGUGUUAAGCAUGGGUGGACAGUAAGAUACAAUGUUGAAGACAAAGAGGCAGUGCAGAGUGCUGAAGAAGCCCAUCAGCACAUGUUAGAUUGGUUUACCAAGUAUGUCAAAGAAAACCUGGAGGAAAUCACAAUUUAAGUAAACAGAAAGUGAACUUGCAGUUUGCUUCAUCAGUAAUUCCAUACACAGCUAUGGCGUAGUCUACUUUAGAGUUCAUGUGUGGCUCUUGAACAAUACAUGAUGUCCGGUUUAGAUGUUUUUAGGACAAUGCACUACGCUCAACAAGUUAUCGGACGUGUAAUUGCCAACUUGAUGAUUGGCCUUAUUAUGAUUCUUAAGCUGGGUGUAUAAACAUUCAUAGUGUGAUUCUUAAGCUGGGUGUAUAACCUAGACAAAACACUCAUAAAUUUGUCCAUAAGUUAUAAAUAGUCAGGAACAAGCAAAAGGUCAUUUAUCUUGACUAUAACUUAAUGAAUUUCAACUAGGCAGGAAGCAUACAAGUGCAUUGCUUAGAAUAUCUCAGGUACUAGUUCUCCAUCAGAAAAUCAAAGUGCUGAUUUGUCCAAAAAGUAGUGUAAUGGAGAAUGAAGUUUCAAUUUAUCAGCAGUUAACAUUGCACGGCUGGGGGUCUUUGUAGUACAAAAUCAUCAAACCAUCAUUAAUAAUUGAGUUUAGUUUCAAUACACUGAUAGUGUAAAAGAAUCUUUACCAUGUAACUGUCCUUAAUGGCAAUCUGCUAUAACAGGUCAAAUAAUACCCAUAGUGUAAAUUUCUUAACAUUGUUGCUAAGAGGAUCUUUAGAAGUUAGUUAUAAAAAAUCAUUGGAUAAAAAGAAAAGAAGACGAAAAUAAAACGUGAUCAAAGUAUGGAACCAAUUUGGUACAACUCCCAGCCUCACAUAGUGUUGCAAUUGCGAGGAUUUUCAUUGUUGAGGUAACUGGUGUAGUCAUUCAUCCCUGACAUGGGCAAACUUGGAGGAUGGAAACCAUACUCCGGUGGAAACAUGCCCGGAUGAUAAGGCGGAUAACUAGCUUCUCCGUCAUAUAGUCUUUGGUAAAGAUUUGGCAGCUGCCAAAACGUAGAAGAUGCUUUCUCUCUUGCUUCUUUAGUUACGCGGUCUUGAAUGGAUCCGGAUCUUUUGUGUAUUCUGCAAUAGCGAUCUCUGCAAAUUGCUUCAUCAACCCCUUUUGGGGGCUCAUAAGCUUCAGGUUUAUGAUCCUUCUUAGUGUCUUUUCUCAAUAUAAAUGUUUCAUCUCGACAUGAAGAUUCUUGAUUCUUUUUCUGCUGUCCAACUUUGGUCUUGCCUUUGUAC
Nicotiana attenuata is the source of this 2008-nucleotide messenger RNA. RefSeq names its product endo-1,3;1,4-beta-D-glucanase-like. Gene Ontology annotation, molecular function: hydrolase activity. The coding region runs from base 67 to 834 and encodes 255 amino acids. Lineage: Eukaryota; Viridiplantae; Streptophyta; Magnoliopsida; Solanales; Solanaceae. The record is from RefSeq and is a predicted model, not a curated record. The transcript is spliced from 10 exons.